Molecule: messenger RNA, 2531 nt
Organism: Otolemur garnettii (small-eared galago)
Lineage: Eukaryota; Metazoa; Chordata; Mammalia; Primates; Galagidae
Gene: OTULIN
Product: OTU deubiquitinase with linear linkage specificity
Exons: 7
Coding region: 159-1202 (347 amino acids)
Biological process (GO): protein linear deubiquitination
Molecular function (GO): cysteine-type deubiquitinase activity
Source: RefSeq, a predicted model, not a curated record
CGCGCGCGGAAGCGCUGUGUGAGCCCUCGGAAGCUGCCGGGGCAUCGGAGCGUCAGCGGCCUCGGCCGGGCGCCCCGACGGGUGGGGCCCGGGAUCGCUCGGAGCCCGCUAACCCUCUGUGUGCCGCCGCCGCUGGCGGCCGCCUGAGUCAGAGCGCCAUGCCCCAACCCGGAGCGUGGCCGGGCGCCAGCUGCGCGGAGACGCCGGCGCGAGAGGCGGGGGGGGCGGCGCGGGAGGGCAGGAAGGCGGCGGCCGGCGGGCUGCCGCGGCCCGGGAUGCAGUGUCCGGCCGAGCAUGAGGAGGACAUGUACCGUGCUGCAGAUGAAAUAGAAAAGGAGAAAGAAUUGCUUAUACAUGAAAGAGGGGCAUCAGAACCUAGAUUAAGUGUGGCUCCUGAAAUGGAUAUUAUGGACUACUGCAAAAAAGAAUGGAGGGGAAAUACGCAGAAAGCAACAUGUAUGAAACAGGGCUAUGAGGAGGUAUCUCAGAGAUUCACUUCCAUAAGGCGAGUCCGUGGUGAUAAUUACUGUGCACUGAGGGCCACACUGUUCCAGGCCAUGAGCCAGGCAGCAGAGCUGCCCCCCUGGCUGCAGGACCCGGAGCUCACGCUGUUACCGGAAAAACUUAUAAGCAAAUACAGCUGGAUCAAGCAAUGGAAACUCGGACUGAAAUUUGAUGGGAACAGUGAGGACCUCGUUGAUAAAAUUAAGGAGUCCCUUGCUCUGCUAAGGAAGAAGUGGGCAGGCCUGGCUGAAAUGAGAACUGCUGAAGCAAGGCAGAUAGCUUGUGAUGAACUGUUCACAAAUGAAGAAGAGGAAUACUGCCUCUAUGAAGCUGUAAAAUUUCUCAUGCUAAACAGAGCUAUUGAACUAUAUGAUGAUAAAGAGAAAGGAAAAGAAGUACCAUUUUUCUCCGUGCUCCUGUUUGCUCGGGACACAUCAAGUGACCCUGGACAGCUAUUGAGGAACCACCUAAACCAGGUGGGUCACACUGGUGGCCUUGAACAGGUUGAAAUGUUCCUCCUUGCCUAUGCUGUGCGCCACACCAUCCAGGUCUACCGGCUCUCCAAGUACAACACAGAAGAGUUCAUCACAGUCUACCCCACUGACCCACCCAAGGACUGGCCAGUGGUCACCCUCAUCGCUGAGGAUGACCGGCACUAUAACAUCCCUGUCAGAGUGUGUGAGGAGACGAGUCUGUGAGAGAUGCCUGCCUGGACAGCCUCGUGACGUGAUAAAGGUGCACAGGCAGCUUCUGGGUUUGGGCCUCAGGCCUGUGGGUCUCCAGGAACAAUCUGUGAGAACUCCUAGGCCCCUGGAUGCCAAGUGGGAAUGGGAUGUUCUGAAGACUAGCUUUUGAUAAUAAGAAUUAACCAAAUCUCUUUCAUCUGUUAUGCAAUAUGUUUCGAUGGGGGCCUUCAGUGCAUACCUGUUGAAGGUGCAGACUAUAUCUUCUCCAUAAGACAAAUACUUUUGUAUCAGAGGAGACUUACUUUGGAGAAGAAUGUAUUCUUUAUGUCUCAAAAUCAAAGCUCUCUUUAAUAGCAAACUGGCUUUUAAUUUUUUUAAGACAGUAUAUAUAUAUAUAUAUACAUAUAUAUAUAUUUUGUGGUAAUGGGUUUCUGUAGUAAUCUUCCUAUUCAGGCUGCUCAAGUGGUACAAUUCUGGGAUGGAUCUAUUAAUGGCAUAGUCAUAACACCCUCUGAUGGCCUCACUAUUCUUAAGGAGGGAAGAGCAAUGGUUUGGAUUUGUGUAUUUAUUAAGGCUUUUUUAAGCAGAUUGUCUUACAGAACAUAGAGAGUUGUGUCCAAAAGUGGGUUAUUUCAAGGCCUUUUUGAAGGCUAGCUCAGCAUAGGAGGAAAUAGUGAGGGAACUUAGAACUUCUCCCUCUGUGAGGCUGUGACAGGUAUCCAAUGUCCCCAGCAUACUGGAGGCUGGGGCUUGGUGCAGGGGCCUGUCAGCAUGGAUGAACACUGCCUGCAGUUACAUUUUGGUGUCAGAAGGUGUUAAUUCUGAUGUUCCAUAGAUUCUUAAUUUUGUACUUAGAACAGAAUUUAUUUCACCUAUAUUUUAGAGGAGGAAAUUAGUAUUGACCUAAGUUUAGAGGUGGGGCUGAGCAGGAGCCUGGUUUUCCUGUGUCUUUUCACGUUGUUUUGGAGAGCACAUCCAUUGCCAAAUGCACCUCCCACAUCUGGUGCAGGGAGUGAGAAACAGCAAAUGAAGAUUUUUCCUGAGUAAGUUGAAGCGGAGGCUGAGCUGCCUAUGCCCAUGAAUGGUUUGGGAAGCUGAGGGAGGCCAUGUUCUUGGUCAUGGGCCAUUGCGUGCUCAGGACAGGCUGGGGUGGUAACAGGGGUGGUGGGGAAGGGGGAGCCCUGCUGAACAAGGUCAGCCUUAGGGCCUGAAUCUUCCUCCAGGGGCAUGAACCAGAGAUAUCACUUAGAAUUCUCUGGGCAGCACUGGCUCAACAUUUGUGGCAGUGUAAAGUACCGAGCUUUCUUUUAUAAUUAAAAUAUUUUAUUUGGUCCAAUUUAA